CCCGCACCACACAAUGCUGCGUAUCGUUCUCGCUAGCGCCACACUGCGUGCCGCCACCACGCCUACCUCCCUGGCAUCGUCCCCUGCUGUCGCCACUGCUCUGGCGGGCGUGCGGACGCUGACGUCGUCCUCUGCAGCUGCGGCCGGCGAGGCGACCAACCGCAACGCCAAGCGGCCCAUCUCGCCGCAUGUCACCGUGUACAAGUUCCCGGUCACCGCUAUCUCGUCCAUCAUGAACCGUGUGACCGGUAUGGCUCUGGUCGGCGGCCUCGCCACCGCCUCGCUCGUCUAUCUGCCCUCGUCGGGCGACAUCACCGACUGCGUCCACGCCUUCAAGGACGCCGCUCCCGCCCUCGUCCCGCUCGCCAAGUUCUCUGUCGCCUUCCCGCUCACCUACCACUACCUGGCUUCCGCCCGCCACAUCUACUGGGACGCCACCGCAAAGGGCCUUGACCUCGAGUCGGUCAACACAUCCUCGACCGCCAUCAUCGGCUCCGCCUCGGCUCUCUCCGCCGUUCUCGCCUUUAUGUAG
This is a messenger RNA of Thecamonas trahens ATCC 50062, 532 nucleotides long. Its product is annotated as succinate dehydrogenase cytochrome b subunit. The transcript has 2 exons. The record is from RefSeq and is a predicted model, not a curated record. Gene Ontology annotation, biological process: tricarboxylic acid cycle; mitochondrial electron transport, succinate to ubiquinone. Gene Ontology annotation, cellular component: membrane. Bases 14 to 532 code for a protein of 172 amino acids. NCBI's taxonomy places the organism in Eukaryota, Apusomonadida, Apusomonadidae. Gene Ontology annotation, molecular function: succinate dehydrogenase activity; electron transfer activity.